Gymnogyps californianus (California condor) is the source of this 576-nucleotide messenger RNA. Its product is annotated as olfactory receptor 14J1-like. Gene Ontology annotation, molecular function: olfactory receptor activity. The transcript has a single exon. Gene Ontology annotation, cellular component: membrane. Lineage: Eukaryota; Metazoa; Chordata; Aves; Accipitriformes; Cathartidae. The record is from RefSeq and is a predicted model, not a curated record. The coding region runs from base 1 to 576 and encodes 191 amino acids. Gene Ontology annotation, biological process: G protein-coupled receptor signaling pathway.
AUGGCCUAUGGCCGCUACGUUGCCAUCUGCAAACCCCUGCACUACGGGACCCUCCUGGGCAGCAGAGCUUGUGUCCACAUGGCAGCAGCUGCCUGGGGCAGUGGAUUUCUUAGUGCUGUGCCGCACACUGCCAACACAUUUUCAAUACCUCUCUGCCAAGGCAAUGUCCUGGACCAGUUCUUCUGUGAAAUCCCCCAGAUCCUCAAGCUCUCCUGCUCAGAUGCCUACCUGAGGGAAGUCGGGCUUCUUGUGCUUGGUGUCUGUUUAGCUUUUGGAUGUUUUAUUUUCAUCAUGCUGUCCUAUGUGAAGAUCUUCAGGGCCGUGCUGAGGAUCCCCUCUGAGCAGGGAUGGCACAAAGUCUUUUCCACGUGCCUCCCUCACCCAGCCGUGGUCUCCCUGUUUAUCAGCACGGGCAUCUUUGCUCACCUGAAGCCCUCCUCCAUCUCCUCCCCAUCCCUGGAUCUGGUGGUGUCAUUUCUGUACUCAGUGGUCUCUCCAGCAGUGAACCCCCUCAUCUACAGCUUGAGGAACAAGGAGCUCAAGGAUGCAGUGUGGAAACUGAUGACUGGAUGUUAA